AUGGGUGGCAGUAUUGAUUCUUCAUCUUCAUCAAGUGGAGGUUCUGGUUAUUACAGUUAUGAUAUCACUAACGAUUAUUAUGGGACCAGCCGGAAUGCGUCUGCCAUAUCUGGGAAUGAUAAUCAGGGUGGCGAUGUGGUUUUCAAGUACUUACGUACGAGAAACCAUACUUCCAAUAGUCAGCAGCCAAAGAGAAGUGUCCUUGUUGCCUCUGCAGCCAAAGUUGAUUAUAAUCGUGAUAAUAGUAGUGUUUGGUCUGCUAUUGGAUUAUCUGGAGAAGCCAGUAAUCUGCAAAAGAAUCUCCAAAGUAUUGCCGCCUCCACGAACACAAGUACCUUGGCCGGCUUGAAUACUAUACUGCGAGAGACAACAAGGGCACUUCUCUUUGGUGCUGACUAUUGGAAGUAUGGUUUCUCGUAUGUGGACCAAAAGUUUGUCGAUGCCGAUGCGGAAAAUCGUUUCCAAGAACUUUCAAUUCGAGAAAGAACAAAAGUUGAUUUUGAAUCUGUCGUCAAUGUCAAUAAUGCCAAAUAUCAAGUUCCUGUCGUUCCUGCAGAGUUUGAAGAUCUUGGCCAAAAAUUUAUUGUGGUAACUAUCCUUCUGGCUCUUCAAGGAUCCCUUAAACUUCCGGUCAUAGAGGACAAUCAGAGCAUGAAGGAGGCAUUGGAAUAUAUGAGGUCAAUAGAAAUCAGAGAACGAGAGGACCUCAAACUGCCACGUAAAACUGCCUCAACCCCAGAACAGAUUUGCAUUGGAAAGUGGGAAUGUAUAUACAUACAUAAUGUAUUGGUAAGUGGGAAUGUACAUGCAUACAUUAGUGUCAACCUUGGUGGAAGUAUUUCUCUUGGAACUGGGAUUUUACAAGCCGCGAAAAUGUAA
Coffea arabica (coffee) is the source of this 879-nucleotide messenger RNA. The record is from RefSeq and is a predicted model, not a curated record. NCBI's taxonomy places the organism in Eukaryota, Viridiplantae, Streptophyta, Magnoliopsida, Gentianales, Rubiaceae.